Molecule: messenger RNA, 303 nt
Organism: Eptesicus fuscus (big brown bat)
Lineage: Eukaryota; Metazoa; Chordata; Mammalia; Chiroptera; Vespertilionidae
Product: coagulation factor XI-like
Source: RefSeq, a predicted model, not a curated record
AUGGAAGGGGAAGAGGGUGUAGAGGGGAAUAAAUGGUUUACUUGCGUCCUGAAAGACAGUGUUACAGAAACGCUGCCGAGGAUAGACAUGACAGGAGCCAUUUCUGGACAUUCUCUCAAGCAAUGCCCACACCACAUAAGUGCCUGUGACACAGAAGUUUAUGAGGGCCUGGACACGGAGGGCGUGAACUAUGAUAGCUCUGUCACCAAGGAUGCGGAGGAGUGCCAGGGCAGAUGCGCAGAUGACAUCUGCUGUCACUUUGUCUCCUAGGCAAGGCAGUUUCCUAGCCCAGAGCACAGGUGA